AUGCGUUCUCAACUCCUCAUCACCACAGCACUUGCAGCAACCACGCUCGCCACCCCCAUCCUCAACCCCCGAGACCUCACCACCAUAACCCUCUCCCUCCCAACCGCAACAUCCUACCCCCAACCCGCCACCACAAUCCAAGGAUUUCCCAUCCACUCCUCCUGCAACGGCACCGAAAGGAACCAACUCGAAAAAGCACUCGGCGACACUAUCAAGCUUGCUCAACAAGCUGCUCAGCAUAUCUAUACUCAUGGUAAUGGGUCUGCGCUGUAUACAAAGUAUUUUGGUACAGCUGCUACUGCGGAAGUUAUUGGAUGGUAUGAAAAGUUGGUUCAUGGGGAUCAUGAGGGUGUGAUGUUUAGGUGUGAUGAUGUGGAUGGAAAUUGUCAUCAAGAAGGCUGGGGCGGCCACUGGCGCGGCGAAAACGCAACAGACGAAACAGUCAUUUGUCCUCUGUCCUACACCUCACGCCAACCCCUCGAAGCCUUAUGUGGAAAUGGCUACACCGUCGCCAACGGCAAACUAGCAACCUACUUUGCAGCCGAUUUGAUGCACCGUCUCUACCACACAACCAAAAUUGGCGAAGGCGCUGCUGAGCACUACGCAGAUACUUAUACCGAGUGCCUCGAAUUGUCCAAGGAGAAUCCUGCAGAAGCUGUUCGCAAUACUCACACUUUGCAGUAUUUUGCUUUGGAUGUGUAUGCUAUGGAGGUUGCUUUGCCUGGCGAGGGAUGUACUGGUAAGCCGGAUGAGGAAGAGAGUGGUGAUUCUCAUGCUGCUGCUCCUGCCUCAUCUGCUCCCUCGUCUAGCGAAUGCCACACUCAUGCUGAUGGUGUGGUUCACUGUGCCUAA
This is a messenger RNA of Aureobasidium melanogenum CBS 110374, 852 nucleotides long. Its product is annotated as zincin. NCBI's taxonomy places the organism in Eukaryota, Fungi, Ascomycota, Dothideomycetes, Dothideales, Saccotheciaceae. The transcript has 3 exons. The record is from RefSeq and is a predicted model, not a curated record. Gene Ontology annotation, molecular function: integrin binding; metallopeptidase activity; zinc ion binding. Gene Ontology annotation, cellular component: fungal-type cell wall; extracellular region; cell surface. Bases 1 to 852 code for a protein of 283 amino acids.